AUGCGAUCCUUGCAACUCACCUUUUUCGCGGCGUUGGUCAUCGCAUCCACGCUCACCACAGCUCAGCUGGUGGAUUCGGUUGCACAACCGUUUGAGCGAUCGCUUCAAGAUGCCAACAUUCUUACCGAACGAUCUCUGCUCGAAGCGCGACAAGCUUCCAAUGCCACCUCAACCACCUCCGCUGCCGAGCCCUCCGGAAGCGCAGCGGUAGGUGGAGAAGCCACGAUCACCGAAGAGGCGUGCAGCAUGACCAAUCACCUCUCGCAAAACCAACAGGCAUCGUGGGGUAACGGCUUUAUCAACACUUGCUGUAGCUUCAACAACGGCGUCCAAUGUUGGUACCGCAAACAGGACACGGUCUCGGCGCAACAAGAAUGCGAGAUCCCAGGUUGUGCCGAUCUGCUGAAUGAAGAUAGGUCAAAGUGGGUCGGAUUCGUGCCAUUGAAUUCCACCAAUGGCGAGGGCAAGUAUGGAAAUUUCUUCUUGAGUUUGGGCAUGCUCAGUGCGGGUGGUGCCAUGGUUCCAAUGAUGGGCGUCGUGGCGACCGUGGCGCUCGCCGUGUCGGCGAUGAUCACCUUGUAA
Molecule: messenger RNA, 582 nt
Organism: Mycosarcoma maydis (corn smut)
Lineage: Eukaryota; Fungi; Basidiomycota; Ustilaginomycetes; Ustilaginales
Exons: 1
Coding region: 1-582 (193 amino acids)
Source: RefSeq, a predicted model, not a curated record